UGUGAAGCACAAUCCUCUUCUACUUCCACAAAAAAGUUCUCAAAACUUUACUCUCAUUUCCAAUCACCCAAAACAACUCCAAAUCUCGCCAUGUCUUCUGACGCGCACACCGGUGGUGACCUCAGCGACCUCGCUGUCAAGGGUACCAAGAUCCCUAACGACGCUGGCAUCCAAAACACUAUCCCCUCCAAGCCCCGACCGGGCCAGGCCGACGUCACCAACACUUCUGGCGGGCUAGGUGCCGAAAACCUUGCUGGUGCGGCCGAAAACCCCAAGGACAUGCCUGCUGGUCCUGUCGACACUGGCGCUACCGGCGAAGUCAUCACCGGCCAGGGUGAUCAGCUCCCUCCCGGCGUCGAGAAGAAGCACUUCUAAACGGCUACCGCCGUAAUGGCUUCGAAGUUAUUGUCGUCCACGCCGAUUCAUUUUACUUGCAACAGUCACACAUCUUGCAUAUACCGAUCCGAACGCUGCAAAAAGUUUCUCAUUCCUGCAUCUCGCUUUCUUCCGCCUGGAGUUCAUAACAGACGAUAUUGAUAUCCACUGUGGUCGGCAAAGUUUUACAUAACGAUUGUCAUGACGGACAUGUAUAUUAUUAUGGAGUUUUCCGCUUGUACGAUUCUGUCGGUUUAGAGCAUAGCAUGUGGUCCAAAUUGAGGCUCGGACCUUUUAAAAAAAUCAAUAUAGAAC
This is a messenger RNA of Xylona heveae TC161, 690 nucleotides long. RefSeq lists its product as hypothetical. Lineage: Eukaryota; Fungi; Ascomycota; Xylonomycetes; Xylonales; Xylonaceae. Bases 91 to 375 code for a protein of 94 amino acids. The record is from RefSeq and is a predicted model, not a curated record. The transcript has a single exon.